Molecule: messenger RNA, 846 nt
Organism: Hevea brasiliensis (rubber tree)
Lineage: Eukaryota; Viridiplantae; Streptophyta; Magnoliopsida; Malpighiales; Euphorbiaceae
Product: calmodulin-like protein 7
Exons: 1
Coding region: 322-600 (92 amino acids)
Molecular function (GO): calcium ion binding
Source: RefSeq, a predicted model, not a curated record
ACUCUUGACUGCUUUUGCCAUUUGGAUUCCUGUUGCUAUGCUAGCUUUUUUAUUUCUACCUUUGAAGAUCAUGAGGACACAACCAGCAUAAGUUUGGCAAAUACAUUAUAUUCCACGAGAUCCACAAGAACAAAAUGCUUAAUCAUAAUAUCUAGUUCUUCUUUUUUUUCUUCUUAAUCAAGAAAAGUGGAAUAAGGAAGACAUUCAAGUUAAUUCCUCUCCUCUCUAUAAAUUCUUAGCUAGAGUUUGGUUCAUCAGGGAGCAACUAGCUAGUUAAAUUCUAUACUCCACAGCUCUUAAUCUUUUCUAGAUAACACAAAAAUGCGCAGGCAAAACAUUCAUUUGCGCACAUGUCCUGGUGUGCUUUUGAAUGAGGCUCAAGUGAAAGGAAUGCUUUUGAGAGCUGACAGUAACGGAGACGGUAUUCUCAGCUGGCAAGAGCUUAAAGAAGGCUUCAAGUCCUUGGGAGCUAAAGUUCCUCGAUUCCGAGCUUCGAUGGCGUUUAACAUCGCUGAUGAAAAUGGAGAUGGAUGCAUCGAUGAGAAAGAGUUGGAAAAGGUCGUGAAAUAUGCUUCUGGUCUUGGUUAUACCAUCAGGUAGACUACACCCAGUUGCUCAUUUUGGUUCCUCCAUUGCCUCAACAAUAAUUUGUGUUAAUUUCCAUUCUGCUUAAUUAGCGUUUCCUGGUGAUGGAUGUAUGUAGUUUGUGUGUAGACUUUGAAAUCCGCAUGUGUCUUAUGAGAGGAGAAACUAAAGGAAUUAGUGUGUUUCCCGCAUAAGAAGUUACAGACCACUUGUUCAACCAAAAUUUAUUAGUCUUUAAUUUUCCCCUAAUCAUUACUUAUC